AUGGGCUGGACCGACACUGCAGCUGCUGCUGCUCCUGGGAGCUUUGUAGCUGUAGCUGCUGCCGCAGGCUGGGCUGACACUGCAACUGCUGCUGCUGCUGGCUGGGUGGCUGGCUGGCAGGACACUAGCAGGAACGCUGCGCCUGCUGCUGCUGCCACAGGCAAGACCGACACUGCAGCUGGUCUGCUACUGCUGGCUGGCUGGAUGGCAGGAAUGAUGCAGCUGCUGCUGCCACCGUGGGCAGGACCAAAACUGCCGCUGCUGCUGCUGCUGCUGGCUGACUGGCUGGCUAGACCGGCACUGACGCUGCUGCUGCUGCUGGCUGGCUGGCUGGUUGCCUGGCUGGCAGGAACGCUGGCAGGAACGGUGCUGCUGCUGCUGCUGCUGUGGGCUGUACCAACACUACCACAGCUGCUGCUGCUGGCUGGCUGGCUGCCAGGAAUGCUGCAGCUGCUGAUGCUGCCACAGGCUCGAACGACACUGCCACUGCUGCAGCUGCUGGCUGGCUGGCUGGCUGGCUGGCAGGAACGCUGGCAGGAACGCUGCAGCUGCUGCUGCUGA
This is a messenger RNA of Schistocerca serialis cubense, 561 nucleotides long. RefSeq lists its product as uncharacterized. The transcript is spliced from 3 exons. The coding region runs from base 1 to 561 and encodes 186 amino acids. Lineage: Eukaryota; Metazoa; Arthropoda; Insecta; Orthoptera; Acrididae. The record is from RefSeq and is a predicted model, not a curated record.